Molecule: messenger RNA, 2109 nt
Organism: Caenorhabditis remanei
Lineage: Eukaryota; Metazoa; Nematoda; Chromadorea; Rhabditida; Rhabditidae
Exons: 10
Coding region: 1-2109 (702 amino acids)
Biological process (GO): innate immune response
Molecular function (GO): protein binding
Source: RefSeq, a predicted model, not a curated record
AUGAAUUUGCUCGACCUGCCUGAUGAUAAUCUGCUGGAGAUUGCUGGGAAAUUGGACCUUCGUGGAAUCUCAAUCCUCCGCAAAGUGAAUCAACGACUUCGGAACGUUCUCGACCUACGUCCACCAACUAAUAACUUCACCAAAAUCACUAUUGAAGGAUUCAUUUAUUAUCCACGAACACAAGUGAUAUAUGAGUCAGCGACUGGAACAGAAACAAUUAUGUAUGAUGACAAGGAUCAGGCUGGACGAGACUUCGAACUGAAUAUUCGAUAUCAAAAGCGUGUAGUGGAUGAGUUUUCCAUCAAUUUCCAAGACGCGGAGGAUCCCGUGGCUAAGAAAAUUCACGAAACUCUAAAAUCUCGAAACAAAAUGCUCCAAUUUUUGGAUCCAACUUCUCUGAAAACAAUUGCGACGUUUAUGAGUGAAGGAGAUGAAAUCCAACAGUUUGAUGAUAAUUGUGUGCAGCUGGAGCAGUGGCGUAGUGCCGAAGAGUUUACCAGUAAUAUCAUGAUAGAAAGCUCGGCGUGUUUUAACAAAUUGUUAAACUUUCGGGAAGUCAAUAUUUGGGCGAAUGAAAUUCGUUUGGAGGAUGUGCUUUUGUUGCGAAAGAAAAUGAAUCUUCUCGACCUGCCUGAUGAUAAUCUGCUGGAGAUCGCUGGAAAAUUGGAUCUUCGUGGGAUCUCAAUCCUCCGCAAAGUGAAUCAACGACUUCGGAACGUUCUCGACCUACGUCCACCAACUAAUAACUUCACCAAAAUCUCUGUUGAAGGAAUCACUUAUUAUCCACGAACACAAGUGAUAUAUGAGUCAGCGACUGGAACAGAAACAAUUAUGUAUGAUGACAAGGAUCAGGUUGGACGAGACUUCGAACUGAAUAUUCGAUAUCAAAAGCGUGUAGUGGAUGAGUUUUCCAUCAAUUUCCAAGACGCGGAGGAUCCAGUGGCUAAGAAAAUUCACGAAACUCUAAAAUCUCGAAACAAAAUGCUCCAAUUUUUGGAUCCAACUUCUCUGAAAACAAUUGCGACGUUUAUGAGUGAAGGAGAUGAAAUCCAACAGUUUGAUGAUAAUUGUGUGCAGCUGGAGCAGUGGCGUAGUGCCGAAGAGUUUACCAGUAAUAUCAUGAUAGAAAGCUCGGCGUGUUUUAGCAAAUUGUUAAACUUUCGGGAAGUCAAUAUUUGGGCGAAUGAAAUUUGUUUGGAGGAUGUGCUUUUGUUGCGAAAGAAAAUGAAUCUUCUCGGCCUGCCUGAUGAUAAUCUGCUGGAGAUCGCUGGGAAAUUGGAUCUUCGUGGCAUCUCAAUCCUCCGCAAAGUGAAUCAACGACUUCGAAACCUUCUCGACCUACGUCCACCAACUAAUAACUUCACCAAAAUCACUAUUGAAGGAUUCAUUUAUUAUCCACGAACACAAGUGAUAUAUGAGUCAGCGACUGGAACAGAAACAAUUAUGUAUGAUGACAAGGAUCAGGCUGGACGAGACUUCGAACUGAAUAUUCGAUAUCAAAAGCGUGUAGUGGAUGAGUUUUCCAUCAAUUUCCAAGACGCGGAGGAUCCCGUGGCUAAGAAAAUUCACGAAACUCUAAAAUCUCGAAACAAAAUGCUCCAAUUUUUGGAUCCAACUUCUCUGAAAACAAUUGCGACGUUUAUGAGUGAAGGAGAUGAAAUCCAACAGUUUGAUGAUAAUUGUGUGCAGCUGGAGCAGUGGCGUAGUGCCGAAGAGUUUACCAGUAAUAUCAUGAUAGAAAGCUCGGCGUGUUUUAACAAAUUGUUAAACUUUCGGGAAGUCAAUAUUUGGGCGAAUGAAAUUCGUUUGGAGGAUGUGCUUUUGUUGCGAAAGCCGUCCCUUUCCAAUCCAUUCUUCGAAUGUUUUUCCUUCCAUAUCACCGUGUUUCCCGAACUAGAUGCAUUUCUGCGUCUGUUAGGAAGCUCGUUAGCAGAUCUAACAAAUUGUAGAUUUAUGGCAAAGUACUUCCGAAUCCCCAACUCGUCGGAUGUUCUCUUAAUCCGUUUCUCUCGAAAUUGUUGCACUUUUUGUAGAAUGGCCGAGGCAGAGAGAUAUGCCGGAUGGGAAUUAAUUGAGGAUAUUGGAACAGUUGAAUUUUUUCAGAGAUAA